UUCGCGGUUCAUUCUCCCGAAACGUCAAGUUUACGCGCUCAAAACAUCCUCACUGCGAAGUGGAGGCGUGAAAGUGACCGUCGCUUGAAUUUUUGUGUCGCAACUAAAUCGCAAUUUUUAAGUAGUUAAAGUGCGCGGAAAAGUGCCAAAUCUUACGCCAACAUGAAGUGCCAGAUUCCGGAAAUAUCGUGGCAUAAUCGCGAUCCGGUUCUGAGUGUGGACAUUCAACCGCAGACGGGUGGCGAUAAAGGGGACUUUUACCGUUUGGCUUCGGGUGGAACCGACUCCCAUGUUUUGAUUUGGUACAUGACUCAGAGUGCCGAAUGCGGGACGAUUUCGUUGGAUGUGGUGGCAGACUUGGCUCGUCAUCAGCGAGCGGUCAACGCAGUUCGGUGGUCGCCGAAUGGAGAACUGCUGGCGUCCGGAGAUGACGAGAGCGUCAUUUUCAUCUGGAAGCAGAAAAGCGACACCGAGGUGGUCAAUAUUUUAGAUACAACCAACGAUCAGGAUAAGGAAAUUUGGUUGACUAUGAAAAUUCUCCGGGGACACAUGGAGGAUGUGUACGAUUUGUCCUGGUCGCCGAACUCAAUGUUCCUAAUCAGCGGGUCGGUCGACAACACGGCAAUGGUGUGGGACAUCAACAAGGGGAAAUCGAUGCACAUCUACUCCGAUCACAAGGGAUUUGUGCAAGGGGUUGCAUGGGAUCCCAAGAACCAAUACUUGGCUACGCUUAGCACAGAUCGGUACUUCCGCGUGUUUGAUCUACACACUAAGAAGGUUUUGACCAGAAAUAACAAAUGUGUGCUUCCGGUUGCGAAGGAUUCUCCUCUGCAUGGCAAAACCGUUCGACUGUACCACGACGAUACUUUACAGACGUUUUUCCGGCGUUUGAGCUUCAGUCCGGAUGGAAACCUGAUAGUUACGCCAUCCGGAGUGGCGGAGAUUGAAGGCGUUCCGAAGCCUUUGAAUACGACUUACAUUUAUACGAGAAAUUCAUUGAAGCAGCCUGCCAUCACUUUGCCCUCGCCGGAUCAAUACACGGUCGCUGUUCGCUUUUGCCCUCAGUACUUUAAACUCCGCCCCCAUCCGGAGAACAAGCCGCCAAUCAUCCCCUUACCAUAUCGGAUGAUUUUCGCCGUGGCAACCAAGAGUUCCGUGUACCUGUACGACACCCAGCAGAAAACUCCCUUCGCGUUGAUAUCGAACAUCCACUACACCCGGCUGACGGACAUUUCCUGGUCCGGGGAUGGAAAGAUCCUGAUCGUUUCCUCGACGGAUGGAUUUUGUUCGAUGAUUUCCUUUAACGAGGGUGAACUGGGAGAGAUUCAUGUGAUGGAAGUGGAUGAAGCGGCCGGCGUGGAAAAGGAGAAAACUCCAACGAAGAAGGCGACUUCGAACCGAAAGAAGUCGAAAGACGGAAAGGAUGACGAGAAGAAGGAAGUUAAGAAGAUGGAAACGGUUCCGGAGGAAGGUAAGAAAGACGAUAGCGGUAAGAACAUGAAACCUGAAGCGAAGCAAGCAGAAGAAUCGAAGAAAGAAGAAAAAGUCGCUCAACCGAUUGCCUUCAGAAGAAAACCCAAGGAAUCUGAAGCAGAAGCACCGAAAAAAGAAGAAAAAGUUGCACAACCGAUUGCUUUUAGAAGAAAACCGAAAGAACCUGAAGAAAAAGACGAGUCAAAGCCAGAAUCAAAGGAUGCAAUCAAACCAACGCCUAUUGAGAUUCGACGUAAACCUCGCGAAGAAGCACAGCCUGCUCAGCCGAUUGCUAUCAAACGAAAACCGAAGGACACUCCAGAAGACGCCAAGAAUGAGCCGGAAAUCCAGACUGACGAAUCAAGGAAACGUCCGCGCUCAAACAGUUCGGAAAAAGAACAGCCAUCGAUUGAAUCGAAUCCCGUUGCCGUGCGCUUGGUCUCGCUGGAGUCCACGGAUCCCAAAGCAGGCGUCGUAAUUAAGGAAAUCCCUCCCUCUAACACCACCCCAGUAGACGAGAAGAUCAUCCAGCCGGCCAAGGAGAUCAUCAUCGAAACGGAAAAGAUCAUCAGCAGUGACGAGAAAUUCGACAGUCCAUCGAGGAAAAAUCGUCCCGUCACUCCGAUCGCCGUGCGGCGCCAUCCUCGCACUCCGGACGUAACUCCCUCCUCUUCGGAGACCGAUCGUGAUGCCACUCCCAAAACCGGCAACAAAAAUGCGGCCACUCCGAUUGCCGUUCGUCGGCAGCCGCGCAAUUUGACCACCUCCGGUGACAAAUCGUCCGAGUCUUCCAGCAAACCGAAACCAACCUUCGAAGAGGACGCCGUCGACACGUGGCCAAUCGAUCAACCGAAACCGGUCGCCAAGACGGCGUCGGCGACAACGUCGGUCGAGCACAGUUCCCUUGGAAUCAGCGAACAAACGGAGGACUUCAAACUGGUCAUCUCGGAUGACGAGGAUCCCUCGACGGUGGAUGCCAAGAAGCAAACCGAUGACGCUGGCAGCAGUGCUGCCGAAAACAGCGAUUCCGACAAUAAGGACAAGAAUCAAUUGACUCCGGUGGCGUCGGCCACCACGCCGAAAACGCCUCGAAGGGUUGAGUUCCGGACAUUGUCGACACCCAAGUCGAAGAAGAAGCUGUUGUAGAGAGUGGUGGACGCUCUACGACACAGCAGUUUAUUUUCGCAUUUUUGUGCUGAUUGUUUAAGGUUAGUUUUUUAGGGCAUAAUAUAAUCGUUCGUA
Molecule: messenger RNA, 2715 nt
Organism: Aedes albopictus (Asian tiger mosquito)
Lineage: Eukaryota; Metazoa; Arthropoda; Insecta; Diptera; Culicidae
Gene: Caf1-105
Product: chromatin assembly factor 1 subunit B
Exons: 4
Coding region: 163-2619 (818 amino acids)
Biological process (GO): DNA replication-dependent chromatin assembly; nucleosome assembly
Cellular component (GO): CAF-1 complex; nucleus
Molecular function (GO): protein binding
Source: RefSeq, a predicted model, not a curated record